Messenger RNA from Dipodomys ordii (Ord's kangaroo rat), 1641 nucleotides. RefSeq names its product IKAROS family zinc finger 4 (Eos) (gene Ikzf4). The transcript has 9 exons. Lineage: Eukaryota; Metazoa; Chordata; Mammalia; Rodentia; Heteromyidae. Bases 1 to 1641 code for a protein of 546 amino acids. Gene Ontology annotation, biological process: regulation of transcription by RNA polymerase II. The record is from RefSeq and is a predicted model, not a curated record. Gene Ontology annotation, molecular function: RNA polymerase II cis-regulatory region sequence-specific DNA binding; DNA-binding transcription factor activity.
AUGCACACACCACCCGCACUCCCUCGCCGUCUCCAAGGCGGCGGCCGCGUUCGCACCCCAGGGUCUCACCGGCAAGGGAAGGAUAAUCUGGAGAGGGAUCCCUCAGGAGGGUGUGUUCCGGAUUUCUUGCCUCAGGCCCAAGACUCCAACCAUUUUAUAAUGGAAUCUUUAUUUUGUGAAAGUAGCGGGGACUCAUCUCUGGAGAAGGAGUUCCUUGGGGCCCCAGUGGGCCCCUCAGUGAGCACCCCCAACAGCCAGCACUCUUCUCCCAGCCGCUCACUCAGUGCCAACUCCAUCAAGGUGGAGAUGUACAGCGAUGAGGAGUCAAGCAGAUUGCUGGGACCAGACGAACGGCUCCUGGAAAAGGAUGACAGCGUGAUUGUGGAAGACUCACUGUCUGAGCCCCUGGGCUACUGUGAUGGGAGUGGGCCGGAGCCUCACUCCCCGGGUGGCAUCCGGCUGCCCAACGGCAAGCUCAAGUGUGACGUGUGCGGCAUGGUCUGUAUCGGACCUAAUGUGCUCAUGGUGCACAAGCGCAGUCACACUGCCCACCAAUUUCCCCCAAAUCAAAGCAGAGAGCUCCACUUCCAGCCUUUUGUCUCCUCCCCCACCGUGGGCAAACCCUACAAGUGCAACUACUGUGGCCGGAGCUACAAACAGCAGAGUACCCUCGAGGAGCACAAGGAGCGGUGCCACAACUACCUACAGAGUCUCAGCACUGAAGCCCAAGCUUUGGCUGGCCAGCAAGGUGAUGAAAUAAGGGACCUGGAGAUGGUGCCAGACUCCAUGCUGCACUCAUCAUCUGAGCGGCCAACUUUCAUUGAUCGCCUGGCCAACAGCCUCACCAAACGAAAGCGUUCAACCCCGCAGAAGUUUGUAGGUGAGAAGCAGAUGCGCUUCAGCCUCUCGGACCUCCCCUAUGAUGUGAACUCGGGUGGCUAUGAAAAGGAUGUGGAAUUGGUGGCACACCAUGGCCUGGAGCCUGGCUUUGGUGGUUCUCUGGCCUUUGUGGGUACGGAGCAUCUGCGUCCCCUCCGCCUUCCACCCACCAACUGCAUCUCAGAACUCACGCCUGUCAUCAGUUCUGUCUACACUCAGAUGCAGCCCCUCCCCGGUCGGCUGGAGCUUCCAGGGUCUCGAGAAGCAGGAGAAGGACCAGAUGACCUGGGUGAUGGAGGUCCCCUCCUCUACCGGGCCCGAGGCCCGCUGAAUGACCCUGGGGCAUCCCCCAGCAAUGGCUGCCAGGACUCCACAGACACAGAGAGCAACCAUGAAGAUCGGGUUGGGGGGGUGGUGACCCUGCCUCAGGGUCCUCCACCCCAGCCACCUCCCACUAUAGUGGUGGGCCGGCACAGUCCUGCCUAUGCCAAAGAGGACCCCAAGCCACAAGAGGGGUUAUUACGGGGCACUCCAGGCCCCUCCAAGGAAGUGCUUCGGGUGGUGGGUGAGAGCGGUGAGCCCGUGAAAGCCUUCAAGUGUGAACACUGCCGCAUCCUCUUCCUGGACCACGUCAUGUUCACCAUCCACAUGGGCUGCCAUGGUUUCAGAGACCCUUUUGAGUGCAACAUCUGCGGUUACCACAGCCAGGAUCGGUACGAAUUCUCUUCUCACAUUGUCCGCGGGGAGCAUAAGGUGGGUUAG